AUGCAGUCCGACAGUCGGAGUAUGACGGACCAUAUGGACUGCCUGGAAGUGGAAGUGGACAAUGCAGGUUUGCCUGCCCUCCCUCCGCUGCGUGUCAUGAGAAAGAUCUUCGAUGCCUUUUUCGAGCACAUCUACCCUAUUCCCGUCUUUUCUUUUCUUCACAGAGCCUCUCUGCUCCAGCUUUACCAGUCCGGCCGGGCCGACCAGGGCCUUCUCUUUGCCAUCAUUGCCCUCACCGUCCUUCUCACCGACGUGGACGCAGAAACCGGUGUGUCCGCCAGCCGAUACAUGGAUUUCGCGCAGGGACCCGUGUUACAGCAGCUGGAACGGCCUUCAGUCACCAAGCUCCAGGUUCUCGUGCUUGCCAUCAGAUUCAGAGGUCUGAUCCGGCAACGGGCAAUGGCAUUCAUGCUCCUCCCGACAGCCACUCGCAUGGCGUACAUUCUCCGUCUAAACUACGAAAACCCGGAACGGAGUGCAGUGGCACGGGAGUCCAACAGACGGUUGAUGUGGUCGGUCUUCACGCUCGAUGGCAUGAUGUCCGGGGGUCUCCCCGACUUUCGCCUGUGCGCACCCGAGACGCUGCAUAUCCAGCUGCCGUGCAAUGAAGAGAACUUUGAACUGGGUGUCGAUGAGACCACUCCGGAUCUGGAGACUUCGCAAUCAGCCUCGGGCCAAUUCCCUGCCAACACCGGCUUGGUGGCGUUGUACAUCCGCAUAUCAUGGAUGAGGAGUCGAAUCUUGCAACACACCAAGCGGGUGGUCGCGGCGCGCUCCCACGACACGGAGGAAAUCGAACGCAGCAUCACCUCCUUGGGCCGCGACCUGGCGGCAAUCGCAGCAUGCCUCCCCGCGAAGUAUGUCUUCUCGGCCAACAAUCUACGAUUGCGGGCUUUCUCGUCACGACUGAGUGCAUUCGUGCUGUUUCAUCUCUGGUGGCAUCAAUGUCAUUGCGAUCUGUUUCGAAUAGCAUUGUCGGGAUUGCGGGAGGCCCUGCCACAGUCCACCACCCAAAGGUUGACCCCGGAAUUCGUCUCCCACUGUCGGAGGCAGUGUUUCGACCACGGGGCUUCCAUCAUCGAAAUCUUCACCACGCUACAGUCUCUACCAAUCGAUUCACUCUUCCUGGACUGGGAUUCGGUGGCCUGUGCCUACCAGAGUGCGCGAUAUCUGUUCUAUGGAUUUCAGAGCGACAGUCAGGGGUGCGGCAUGUCUGCAGGGAAGGUCAAGUCGUCUGCCGCGGUGUGUCUCUCUGUGGUCCAAGGCAGAUAUCUCCCACACCAGAUAACGCCCGAGAAAACGACGGACCUGGCAACCAUGGUCGAGCGAGACCUAUCAAACACCUCGGCUGUGCUUGAAGACCAGGAUUCGAACCGAUGUCCACGGCACGGGGACAGACCGACCGACCUCUCACCUGCCUCUCAGCAGAUCCUGUCCCAUCAGAGUAUCAUAUUCGACGUGAAUAUCCAGCCCGAGGGUGACGAAGUAGCGAUACCUCCAACAUUACCUCAAUGCACGCCUCGUAUGAAGAUGUCAGGAACCACGACAGCUCGGUCCGGAGUCUCCACUUCCGGCCAGGAAAUACCUCGCUUUCCCGAGUUUGAUCACCCAAUCGACUUCUCCUCGCUGCAACCCGACACGUCCGUUUUUGAUGCACUUUUUGACGAAAGUAUGUAUCAUGAUUUGUACGGGUUCGACAACAUGGCCUGGUUCUCCGAGCAGAGUUGGACGCCCGGUUCCAAUGAAGACCCGUGUGAAAGUGUGGUAUAA
Capronia epimyces CBS 606.96 is the source of this 1770-nucleotide messenger RNA. RefSeq lists its product as uncharacterized. Gene Ontology annotation, molecular function: zinc ion binding; DNA binding. NCBI's taxonomy places the organism in Eukaryota, Fungi, Ascomycota, Eurotiomycetes, Chaetothyriales, Herpotrichiellaceae. The transcript is spliced from 2 exons. The record is from RefSeq and is a predicted model, not a curated record. The coding region runs from base 1 to 1770 and encodes 589 amino acids. Gene Ontology annotation, biological process: DNA-templated transcription. Gene Ontology annotation, cellular component: nucleus.